UGGUCCUUAAUCUCCGGGGGCACUGGGCCAUGCAAAACGAACUAUCAGUAAGGAUGACGCCACUUCCUGUCAUUCCUGCCAACGGAAGUAGUUAAUUGAGCAAAAUGGCAACCCCUUAUGUUGAAGAUCAAUCUGGGAAAUACAUUGCUGCUACACAGCGACCUGAUGGAACCUGGAGGAAGCCUCGUAGAGUGAAGGAUGGUUAUACCCCUCAGGAAGAGGUCCCAGUCUACGAGAAUAAAUUUGUUAAGUUCUUCAAGGGCAAGCCCGAUCUGCCACCAGGUAUGAGCCCCGACAAUGCGGCCCAGGCAAGGCAGCAGCAGGGGAUCCCCGGCAUUGCAGAGAACGAGACAGCUGGGCUCUCCAAGACAGCCAAGCGAAACAUGAAACGCAAGGAAAAGCGCAAGCAGCAAGGCCCGGAUAGCAAUGUGGAAUCACUAACAAAUGCUGUUGAGACUAUGACGUUUGCUGAGGACGGUGACAGUGUGACGCCUAUAUCUAACCCAGCUGGAGCUACUAAUGACCCUUCAUCUGCAUCAGCAGAAAAGGCCAAGAAGAUCAAGAACAUAAAAAAGAAGCUGAGGCAGGUUGAGGAGCUGCAGCAGAAACUGGACUCUGGGGAAAUCAAGCAAGCUACAAAAGAGCAGCAGGAGAAGAUUGGAAGGGCCAAAGCCUUACAGGACGAGUUACUGCAGCUUGAGGAGCAUUCAUGAGAUAGAAAAUGUUGUAAAAAUGGGCAGCAAACCAGUUGUGGAAGUUCGACUGUUCAAAAAUACAAACACCCAGUUCUAAAAGAAAUGGACAUUUACAGCUGCGUUGAUGAGCUUCCCUUGAACAGUUUCUGGAUAUUUGUUGAUAUCAGACAGCCAAUGAACAUGAACUUUGGCUUUUGGAAUAUCAAGUGUACAUAAACCCAAUAAGUGACAAUAAGUGAUCAUGCUUUUCCCACACUUUGUCCAAAACCAAUUACCGAACAACAAUGAGCCAGCCAGGUGUUUUCUCUUCAUUUAAAAUGUACUUUUAAAACAAUUUAACUGAUUUCUUAUGCUUGGCUAUGAACUUAUUGGCCAUUCAAUUAUAGUUGUAAUAGCAUUUAUUUGUGUACUUAGUAUGUUUGUGCAUUUUGUAUCUUUUUUUAUUUUUUAUCUUUAUCUGUCAAGAAUAGCAUAAAAUAUUAUAUAUUAGGUAAUUGCAUUAAAGAUACAAAAAUCCUCUAUUGAAAAGAAUACCUAUUUGUUGACCCAUCUCUGUACUGAAAUGAAACAUAUUUUCCCAAUGAUUGGAUUACUUCAAAUACAGUUUGAAUUUGUGUACAUAAUGAAGAGGUUCAUGGUUUACAACAUUGUAAACAACUAAUAAUGUAAAUCCCUGUGAUUACAGGGGAUAGAGAGGAUUGUGCUGUUUUUUGAUCUGAUUUCAGCAAUCAGAUAUGAUUAAAUGUUAGAAUGUGAUUCUGGUCCUCUGUAGGGAUUCGGAUUUGGUUAUCCAAUCUGACCUUUUAAUCACGAUUAAAUGUAGUUUUUCAAAGGCGA
This is a messenger RNA of Oncorhynchus tshawytscha (Chinook salmon), 1532 nucleotides long. RefSeq names its product partner of Y14 and mago A. Gene Ontology annotation, molecular function: RNA binding. Bases 105 to 713 code for a protein of 202 amino acids. The transcript is spliced from 3 exons. Gene Ontology annotation, cellular component: cytoplasm; exon-exon junction complex. The record is from RefSeq and is a predicted model, not a curated record. Gene Ontology annotation, biological process: exon-exon junction complex disassembly. NCBI's taxonomy places the organism in Eukaryota, Metazoa, Chordata, Actinopteri, Salmoniformes, Salmonidae.